Molecule: messenger RNA, 3354 nt
Organism: Saccharomycopsis crataegensis
Lineage: Eukaryota; Fungi; Ascomycota; Saccharomycetes; Ascoideales; Saccharomycopsidaceae
Exons: 1
Coding region: 1-3354 (1117 amino acids)
Source: RefSeq, a predicted model, not a curated record
AUGGACUUUCUAGAUCUUGAAAAUGGCAAUGAAUUGGACUUGAACUUGGAACAGUUGGGCAGGCCAAAUAUGGGAUCUUCUGUCGAUCCUUUCAGCCUAUUGGACCAACCGCCCCAGCUCAAACAGCUACCUCAACAACAACAACAACCUCCACCACCACCUCCUCAACAACAACAAGUGGGGCCUCCGCUAUUAAAACAAAACCUAGUUGGAGCACCUGAGAUGCCAAUAAUGUCGCCCCAGCAAACCCAACAUCAGCUGCCCCAGUUCACUAAUCGCCAAAUGAUGCCAAAUACAAUGGGCGUUAACAUCGGUCUUAACAUGAACCCUAUGGGCAUGGGAAUGGCCGGUACAAAUGGUGCUAGUGCCCAUCUGAACCCUCACAUGGCCCAGCCAAAUAGAAUGAAUAACACACCAAAUGCCAAUCCAGUGUCGGUUAUGAAUGCUGCCACCGCAGCGAUAACCAACUCUAAUCUCGCCAAGCCAAAUAAUGGAAUGGUCAAUGUCGCUAACUUAUCACCCCAACAAUUGAAUUCUUUGAAGGCUCGCCAAACAUAUUCCAAUCUUCAUAGACAACAGGAACAACAGUUGGCAAUGAUGCAGCAACAGCAGUAUCAACAGCAGUUUCAGCAGAUGCAACAACAACAGAUGCAACAACAGAUGCAACAACAACAACACCAAUCUCUACAACAUCAAAACCAUGCUCAUCCUCAGCACCCGCAACAUUAUCAGCAUCCACAACAGUUACAACAUCCACAGCAAUUGCAACAGCAGCUUCCACAGCAAUUGCAACAACUGCAUCCGCAACAACUACAGGACCCUCAACAACUUCAACAGCAACAAUUGCAACAACAACAGCUUCAACAACAACAGCUUCAACAGCAACAACUACAGCAGCAGCAGCAGCAGCUCCAACAACAUCCACAACAGCUUCAACAACAACAUUCACAACAGUUACAACAGCUACAACAUACACAGCAAAAUAGACAAUCUCAGCAACAAAUUGGAUUAGGCCAAAUGAAUCCAAACCUCACCCUUCAAAGUCAAGCUAUGUAUCGUCAAUUGAUGAGUAGACAGCAACAACAACAGCAACAACAGCAGCAGCAACAACAACAACAACAACAACAACAACCAAAUAUGAUACAACGUCAAAUGAUACCUCAAAACCUGCCACAAAUGCAAAAGUUUCAACAACUUCAACAACAGCAGCAGCAACAUCAACAACAUCAACAUCAACAAAAACAGCAGCAGCAGCAACAACAACAAUCUCAACAAGCGCAACAACAACAACAACAAAAACAGCAACAAUCUCAACAAGCGCAACAAUCGCCACAGCUUCAGCAAGCCCCCCAACUCCAGCAGGCACAAAAAACUCAAUCUGUGAAAAAUAAAGCACAGCAGGUAAUGCAACAGCUGCCAACAAUUCAGUCACCUCAGUCGUUAAUACCCGAUCAACAAACACAAGUGGCCUUCUUACCAAAACAAAAACAAGCAUUUGGCAAUAAAAUAGGUAAUCAACAACAGCAUCAGGUCAUGCAGCAGCUUAAAGCUCAAUCGCCUGUGGUACAACAACCACAAUCACAGCAGCAGGCCCCAAUGCCCCACCCACAUUCAGUUCUUCAACCAGGUCAAUUACCAACUCUGAUUUCGCAGUCGGAUCAAAAUAAUCAGCUAGGCAUAGCCCAGUCAUAUGUUGGAUCAGGUCUGCCUGCAGUCAAUAAUAAUCGUAGUCCAGUUUUUACUCCCCCAAUGUCUACUAAGUCUAAUAAUGAAAGUCCAAUGAAUUCAGCGCACACCCCGAAACGCGUUUCAAUAAGUGUGCACAAUACUCCGAGAAAUCCACUGGCCCAAUUGAAAAAUGAUACAAAAGAUAUGCCAGGAACCUCUACCGCAGCAAGAGUAGCAAAGAUUAAGUCCAAGGAUACCAAGAGAAAUCUGAAUGUCAUGAAUACUAAUCUUAAUGCUAAAAUUGAUGUGGAUGACACUAUCGUUAAGAAUAAUCUUAAGAAUAUUACUAAUUUGCGGGUCAAAAGUAAUGACGAUAAAUCAAUUCCUAUGGGGUUAUCGGGACCUCCAUCAUCAUCAAGUCAAACAAAUUCUUAUCCGCUCACUAAUCUGAUGAAUAGUAUUAGUAGUGUUGAAAGGUUGAUGCUUUUUAGGAAAUUAUUUGCGCAGUCUGCAAAGGCGAGGUUAUUGAGCUUUGUUAAUCUGAUGACUAGUCAAAAAUUACCAUUCAAUAAUAAUGCCUCCAACGCUGGUAGUCCUACAUUGACUUUCAGACAUUUACAAUAUUGGGAAGCGGUAGUGGGGAAGUAUUUCAAUCCUAGGGGGUCGAUCUUGAAAUACGCCGAUGUUCUGGAGCCCAUGAAGAAUAAUUACAAUAAUGAAGCCAACCCACUUGAGUUUCAGUAUCCGGUCAUCUCAAAGUUCUUUCACACAUUGAUCAAAGAUGGGGUUCAAAAAAUUGAUGCAACUUUCAAGAAUGUUCAAACGCAUUUUGCUAAUAAUCUGGGCAAUCAACGGAUUGAUGAUAAUCCCCAACAGGUGUUCUUGCAAUGUAAUGGAGAAAUUUUGAGAAAGUAUAUUGAUGGUUCAAACAUUUCUUUCAAUUGUGUAAUGAGGGUCAGAAUUAGUUGUCCACCAAUUGGCAGUUUAGAUGGUAAUCCUAUUAUGAAUGCUUUGAAUUCGGCAAAUGAGGAAAACUUGAAGAUUGAUAUCAUGGACUUACAGAAUUUGGGGUGUACUAGAUCGAUCGAUUACGAUCAAAUAGAACAGUUUGUUAAGAAUAACAAUCAAGAAGAUAUUGCCAAAGGGAUGGCAGAAAACUUUCUCUGUGCACGGGCUGUGGGUCCAUUUGGAUUACUGUCAUCGGCGAUGGCGGCGUUGCAAACUAUGGACGUAAUGACCCUGUUGAAGCCAUUGAUGGAUUUUCAAGUAAAUACAAAAGUUGCCUCCCCUAUUCAAGCAUUUGAUUCUCUUUUACAACAAUACCAAAAUGUCAAUAGGUCACAGAUGCCACAAAAAGGACCGCCACAAAAAACAAGGAAAUUUUCCAUGCAGAUGACGCCUGCAGAUGCGUUUGGAAGUUCCAGUGGGAUUGGUAAUGAUGAUAAUGAUAGUAACGAUAAUGAUAAUAAUGAUAGUAAUGAUAAUGAUAAUGAUGAUGACGAUAAUAAUAAUAAUAAUGAUAAUGAUAGUAAUAGCAACUAUGAGAAUUAUGCUAACUAUAAUAAUAGUGUUUACAAACGUGGUUACGAUCGCAUGGGAAAGAAUGAUGGAGGCAUCAGUCCUAAGUCAAUGAAUGUGGGGACAGUGCGGCCGCCAUUGAAGCCUAACAAGAAGUCUAAACAUUAG